Molecule: messenger RNA, 1030 nt
Organism: Priapulus caudatus
Lineage: Eukaryota; Metazoa; Priapulida; Priapulimorpha; Priapulimorphida; Priapulidae
Product: oxysterol-binding protein 1-like
Exons: 6
Coding region: 5-970 (321 amino acids)
Biological process (GO): retrograde transport, endosome to Golgi; endosome organization; receptor recycling
Cellular component (GO): early endosome; recycling endosome; trans-Golgi network
Source: RefSeq, a predicted model, not a curated record
GCCGAUGAUGACGUUUCACACACCAGUUUUCCUGAAACCACACAAAAUAGUGCAGAAAAUAAUUGCAUAUUAUGCGUUAUACAGAAUGAGUGAUUCCAAAGAACCACCAGCAGAACCUCAGUUCAAAGGGUGGCUUUACAAAUGGACAAAUUAUUUGAAGGGGUAUCAGAAACGAUGGUUUGUGUUAAGUUCAAAUGGUCUGCUUUCCUAUUACAGGACUCAUGCGGAGGUGGCGCACACAUGCCGGGGCACGAUCUCGCUGCGCGGCGCCUUCAUACACACGGAGGACUCCUGUAACCUGACGAUCUCGAACGGCGGCACCCGCACCUUCCACCUGAAGGCUCAGUCGGAGGUCGACCGGCAACGAUGGGUCACGGCGCUCGAGCUCGCAAAGGCCAAGUCUAUCCGACAGAUGGAGGAUGAGGAGGAGGAGGAUCUCCCCGAGCGUCCCGACAAGCACGAGCUGCACACGACGCUGCGCGCGCUCGCGUCGAAGCUCGACGACCUCAACACGUGCAACGAGCUGAUCAUGAAGCACGGCGCCACCCUGCAGAGGGCGCUCAACGAGCUGGAGGCGCUGAACACGGCGGCGGCGGCCGCCACCGAGCACACGCAGAAGAUGAAGUCGGUGAACGAGCGCUCGACGCUGUUUCGCAUCACCGCCAACGCGAUGAUAAACGCCUGCUCCGACUACCUCUCACACGCGCAGUCGCAGGGUAGACGCUGGCAGAGGGCGCUACUGCAUGAGCACGAGCAGCGGCUGCGACUGGAGGAGAUGGUGGAGCAGUUAGCUAAGCAGCACAGCCACCUGGAGAUGGAGGCCCGAAAGGAAUCGAAGACGGUCCAGCAGAUAUUGUCCACGGGUGGCGCUGUUACAUCGGAUGAGGACGACGAAUUCCUGGAUGCGGUUGAAAAUCAUCCAAAUGUUGACUUUGAGGUUGAAAUCCCAGCACCGCGAUAUCACAGGUAGGCAUUGAGCAUAGAUGUGAUCUAACGCGUAGACACGUACUAGAUGUCCAGGGGACAAAAU